Molecule: messenger RNA, 216 nt
Organism: Pelobates cultripes (western spadefoot toad)
Lineage: Eukaryota; Metazoa; Chordata; Amphibia; Anura; Pelobatidae
Source: the annotation of a GenBank genome assembly
AUGACGUACAUUCCCACACCCUUUCGCAUCUCGACACAGAACUGCAGAGGCCUAAAUACGGCCGAAAAACGCUCCCAUCUCCUACGAGAACUCGCGCAAAAGCAGGUCUCUAUUGCUAUGCUACAAGAAACACAUUUUAAAUCUACAGACAUACACAGGCUGAAAAGCAGACACUACCCAGCCAACUAUCAUAGCACACAUCCAACAGCGCGUAAA